AGCUCCGACUUCUGAAGUUCUGCCGGAAUCAAAGCUGACCAACCAACUUGCAAGUACCGUAGGUACUCGAUAAGAAGCUCAUCUCUUCUGAUUGUCUGAUGACGGCUCCUCAAGGGCUGAUGCUUCGGGCAUUUCCCCUGCUAGCUGGCAAGGGAGAUAUUGCUAGGAAAAGGCUGCAAUACUUUGGAAAUUGGUGAUUAUCCCAAAGAACUUUCAGCUAAGGGUUUUUCCGACAUCAGGCAGCAAUGGCUCACAUUCAGGCGCAAAUCCGAGAGAAUAGCAUGGAGCUGCAAGACUAUCUAAGGGAGCUCCGAGACUGGGAGGUCAAAGCGAAGGCUAAGGAUCAGAUGCUACGGGACGGAGGCGCUGCAGCGCCCCCGUCAGAAGUUCCACCCAUCAGGGGGCAGCCAGUGAAGAGGCCAGAAUCAGGGCAACAGAAAGCCAUGUCUGAGGCCACUGAUUCGAGGAAGCAUGACGAGAACCCAAAGAAGGGGAAGAAUGCAGCCAGCCACACAUAUGACUACUUCCGAGACAAGUGGGACAAGUUCGACGUGGACAAGGCCCUUGCUGAGGCAGAAGACGAGUCACCUCGUGCAAUAAAGCCUGCGGAAGCCCCUCCUGCCAAACCCCCAUCAAAUACACCCUCCGUCCAAAGCCCCGCGGCCAUCCCAGCACCCAAAACGGCCAAGCCUACAAGCUCUUCCAAGUUUGCGUUUCCUAACGGCGACGGAAGUAGUCGCCCUGCUCCGCAAAAAGCAUCGGCGGACGAAUGGACGCCCAACAAGGCGCCUGAUGCGACAUCCGAGAAAGAAGAGGGUAACCGUCUGUUCAAAGCGGGCCGUUUUUGGGAAGCCUUUGAGUGCUAUAGCCGCAGCCUCGCUCUCAGCCCCACUUCCGUCGCUCAUGCCAAUCGCGCGAUGGCCGCACUUAAACUUGAGAUGUUUCGAGAGGCUGAGACGGACUGCACGGCAGCGAUCGAUCUGGACGAUCACUAUGUGAAGGCGUACUCACGGCGGGGGCGGGCGCGUUCGCACCUUGAGAAGUGGCUAGAGGCGGCAGACGAUUUCGAGUUCGCCUUGCGUCUGGAGCCCCACAACAAGGAGCUCCUUCAAGAGUACUCCGCAGCCCGGAUUGCCUGCCAGCGGGAGGCCAAGCUCCCUAACCCCUCCACCGCCGUUAAUCUCCCAGUCAAACCCGCCCAGGAAGCUGCCUCAGUGCCCCUAUCAAAGCCGUCUCUCGCUGACAGGAUCCAGUCGAAAGAGUUCAAUGGUAAAUCGGACGGGUUGAGGAUGGACUUCCUUAGAACAGUCAGCGACGAAUCGAAGCUUGAAGUUGGUUCAAAGUCGGUAGUCGAAGAAGUUCCGUUAGCUUCGGAGGCGGCCGUAAAACGCGCUCAACAGGUGGAGAAGAACGAGGUUGACAGAGCGAUCCAGGUGAUUGAGCCAUCUAGCAGCGAGAGGAAGACUCCGACCAGUUCUGGAGAGCGAAACGAACCGUCAGUAGGAAAAACCGCCGACUCUCGAGCAGAAUCGGAUGUCCAUGCCAACGAAACCGGGAGGUCUGCUCAGACGGAAAGCAGCGCAUCUUUGAACGAUGCGUUAGCAACCAGGAAAGGGAGGCCGCUGGAGCUGCCAGGAGGACACGUGGCAGACGGGGAAGCAAACAGCCCUUUAUCCUCCAGUCCUUAUCCAAAAUUAGAAGAGUCGAGAAAGAGCCCAAGACGGACUGUGCUGGCGAACGGUUCGCUUGCAGCGGCAAAUGCGGCGGCAGAGCGGCUGCAGCGCACACUGGCGGAGAACGUGGCAACGCCACGGACGUCCUAUGAGUUCGAGACGCAGUGGAAGGGGUUCAAGGACGACUCAGCGGCGAAAGCAAAGCUUCUCAAGACGCUGGUCCCCUUUCAGCUGGCGCCUUUCUUCAAGGAGUCCCUGCAGGCCCCCUUGCUUUGCGACAUGCUCCGGGUUGUUGCCCGAGAGCUUCUACCGGGGGACGCCGCCUUUGCUGCAGACCUGCUGGAAGGACUCUCUACUGUGCCCCGGUUUGCGAUGACGGUCAUGCUCAUCUCCGGAAAAGACAAGCAGAGUCUUCGCGAGCUGUGGGACUCAGCGGCCACAGAUGCAUCAAUACCUGAGUCGAUACGAACUCGCGUUGCGUCUUGUCGCACCAAGUAUCGAAUGUGAUCGGAGCAAAGAGGACCACCAUAAGCUUAUUUAAUCAGGGGCAGGGUCGAACUUCAGCCCGAUGGUACUCUUGCACACACAGGCUCUCUUCUCCUGCGUCGCAAUGACCCCCACGAAGUGGGCGGUUGACCCUGUUGUCGUCGUGAACUCGACUUGCACAAUUCGCACUUCAAACCGCUAGCUAGUGCUUGGAAGGCAUGAUGCGGCUGCACUGGCUGCGAACCCUUCUGUCGUAUACGUUCAACUUGCGGUAUGCUCCGCUUGCGUGCCAGUGAUCAGUAGCUGUACUAACCUAAUUGCAGUUGUCUAUGAGUCCCUGUGGCGGCUGAGCUGUAUAUGCUGGGCCAG
Molecule: messenger RNA, 2528 nt
Organism: Klebsormidium nitens
Lineage: Eukaryota; Viridiplantae; Streptophyta; Klebsormidiophyceae; Klebsormidiales; Klebsormidiaceae
Source: the annotation of a GenBank genome assembly